AUGCGUGUGACGGAUGCUGUGUGGGCACGGCUGGAUCGGGAAGCGGGCUGUCUGUCGCCUGGCGCUCCGAGUGCUGGAGCCAUUAGCGGCAGUUGCAUCGAUCUGUGCAUACAGAUAUGCCCGGCUAGGCCGCGGGUGCUCGCACCACGGCGGGCAAAAGCAAUGGAAGGACAAAGAUCGGUACGAGGUUUCCAAAACCUCUGGUGUGAGCCAGAGCAGUUGGGAGCAACUGCUAGUCAUCUCACUAAUAUUUAUCCUGGGACUAGGAGGCGCAGCACCGUCCGGAGCUUGGGACGCCGUCCCAGUCUCUCCCCGCUCGCUGCCGGGGCCGGAGGAGCCGCGGGCCGCCCGGAGCUGGCCAAGAUAUACCUGGCAGUCUUGAUCAGAGCGGAAGCUCUUUGGUGGCCACCUCAACAAUCAGGAGGAAGUAGUAACAAAACCUCUGAGAAAAGGAAGAAGUUGUUUGAACGUCUGGCAUUUUCCUCCUUCUCCCCCUUUCCCAUCAAAUUCCUUUUCCUCAGACCUUUGCUGGUGAGAGGUUUGAAUGCCUUUCUGCUGAGAGGACUCCGUGGCUCUCAGACUAAGAGCUUUAAAAUUAUUACUGAACAAUUGUUAGUGGCUAUUGAACUCUUAUUUACUGGCUGCCAGACUGAAGCAAGGCUACUGGAUGGAAACAAAUUAAAAACACCUUUUGCAAUUCAAUACUGCAGCUGUCAAUACUUACGUAAAAAUUCUGAAAAUGCACCUAAGACUUGA
Pipra filicauda (Wire-tailed manakin) is the source of this 756-nucleotide messenger RNA. RefSeq lists its product as uncharacterized. The transcript is spliced from 5 exons. The record is from RefSeq and is a predicted model, not a curated record. Lineage: Eukaryota; Metazoa; Chordata; Aves; Passeriformes; Pipridae. Bases 1 to 756 code for a protein of 251 amino acids.